AUGUUACCAUCUGGUGACGAUGCGCCUCCCUCUGCCCAGCUGCAGCAGCCCCUGAGCAUCGCCAUCCUUCUAAACUCGUACCGUUCAAAGCUUCUGCCCGCCAUUCAGGCGUCGUACGUCCGGGCCAUCGGCGCCGUCGCCCCCGAUGCGAAGCUGGUCUUCUUCGAGCCCGCAAACAAGGGUAUCCUACCCGACCCGGAAUUGUUCGACCUGAUUGUCCUGGGAGGUGCCAAUGUAGAUGCCCGGAAGACGCACCCCUGGAUCAGGAAAGUGCACGAGUUUGUGCGUCAUGUUGUCGUGAGUUACCCAGAGAAGAAAAUACUGGGGAUUUGCUGGGGUCAUCAGACCAUUUCCAUCGUGUUUGGGGGCGAGGUCGUGGACAUGGACGUGCCCGAGAUGGGUGUGACCUGCGUCAACCUAACAGAUAAGGGGCGCAGCUUUUUCCGCCACACCUCAUCAUCAACCGGCAUGGUCCGGAUCCAGCAGCAUCAUCGGCGCGAGGUCGCCAGAGCACCAGAACCUUUUGUACAACUUGCACAAGGGAAUCAAGUGCUAAUGCAUGAAAAUGGCAACAUCUUAACUUUGCAGGGCCACCCCGAGAAAGACGCCCAGACAGCAAGGCUGCGGAUGCACGACACCACGAGGUGGUUUGGAUUUGAUUCGGUCGACGAGAAGGCCUGGAGUAAGUUGGAGACGCAGAUCGGUAUGGAGCACGACGGUGCCUUUCUGUGGAGCCGUAUUUUGGAUUGGGUGAGGGAGCCUGGACAUGCACCUGCCAGCCCGAGAGCCGGACGAUGGCUCAAAAUGUGA
Molecule: messenger RNA, 810 nt
Organism: Pseudomassariella vexata
Lineage: Eukaryota; Fungi; Ascomycota; Sordariomycetes; Amphisphaeriales; Pseudomassariaceae
Product: class I glutamine amidotransferase-like protein
Exons: 2
Coding region: 1-810 (269 amino acids)
Cellular component (GO): nucleus; cytosol
Source: RefSeq, a predicted model, not a curated record